AUGGGUGAAGUUACGAAAGCAUAUAUUGAAGCUCUUACAGCAACGUUUACCACUACCUUCAACUCCGUGAAUACUCAUAUUGGAGAAAUUCGUGGACUGUUAGGAGAGAGGAAUAACGACAACAACAAUAAUAGGAAUAGAGGCGAGGAAAGAGAAUCUGGUUCUGAAGAAGAAAUUGUGCAACCUGAACAACAAGGACAAGCUGAUCAGGAUUACAAAGUCAAAGCUGAGAUCCCUUUCUUUUCGGGCAACUUGGGUAUGGAAGAUUAUUUGGAUUGGCAGCUUCAGGUGGAUAGGUUCUUUGAGAUUAUGGAGCUGACUGAAAACAAGCAAGUUAAGCAUGUUGCCUGGCGAUUAAAGAGUACUGCUGCAGUUUGGUGGGAUAAGCUGCAGAAUACCCGGAAGAAGCAAAGAAAGCAGGGAGUUAAAACAUGGCAAAGAAUGAAGCAACUUAUGAUGGAGAGAUUCUUGUCGGAUGAUUAUGAGCAGAUUCUGUACAAGUUGUAUAUUGAAUGCAUCCAAGGUAUGAGGACCGUUGCUGAGUACACUGCUGAGUUCUUACGCUAUUCUGAGCGUAAUGAACUAGGAGAAACUGAAGGUCAGAAGGUAGUUCGCUAUAUUAGUGGGUUGAACAAAAGCAUUCAGGAGAAAAUUGGGUUGCAAACUGUAUGGACUGUGGCCGAAGCUUCAAAUCUGGCAUUGAAGGCAGAGUUGUUAGAGAAGCCUUCACAAGCUUCUUCUUUCCAGAGAUAUAACUACCAAAGGAGCCCAGAUUUGGUAAACGCCUCAACUGAUAAGGGUAAAGCCUUACAACAGAAUACAGGAAGUGCUUCUAGGGCUUCCAAUCCCCCUUCUAAAUGGACUGGCAGUUCUAGCAGUUCUAGUGGUGCUCCAAAUAGGGCCCCAAACCAGAGGCUUACCAAUCCUUAUGCUAGACCUACAACAGAUGUUUGCUAUAGGUGCAACAAGCCUGGGCAUAGGUCUAAUGUGUGUCCUGAGAGGAGACAAUCUACCCUUAUAGAUGAUUAUGAUGAAGAUGAAGAAGAAGUUGGAAGAGGUGAUGAAUAUGAAGGGGUUGAGUUUGCAGUGGAGGAGUCUCCUGAGAAGGUUAAUAUUGUGUUGCAAAGGAUCUUAUUAUCUCCUAAGGAAGAUGGGCAGCGGCACAAUAUUUUCAGGUCACUUUGUUCCAUUAAUAACAAAGUGUGCAAUCUAAUUGUGGAAAAUGGGAGUUGUGAAAAUUUCGUAGCCAGGAAGUUGGUGGAGUAUUUGCAGUUGCCUACACAGCCUCAUGAUACACCUUAUUCUCCGGGGUGGGUCAAGAACGGUCCACAAGUUCGAGUUGCUGAUUCCUGCAAAGUAUCGGUAUCCAUUGGCAGAGAUAAUGUGAUGAUGUUUUUGUGGAAUAGUCAUAAAAUUGCCAUGGCUCCUAUUUAUCAAUUUGAGAGAUCUGGUGUGAAGAAAGGGGAGAGUUUUCUAACUUUGUCUAGCAGUGAACUUGAGAUGGAGGAAGCCUUUAAAGAAUCUGAAGAUAUUUGUCCAGUGGUGAUUAAAGGGUUGUUGACUGCAGAAAAGGAAAAUAUGAUGAUUCCUAAGGAAGUGCAGAAUAUGUUGGGAGAGUUUGAAGAGCUGAUUUCAGAUGAGCUGCCCAAUGAGUUACCACCUAUGAGGGACAUUCAGCAUCAGAUUGAUUUGGUUCUUGGAGCUAGCUUGCCAAAUCUGCCCCAUUACCGCAUGAGUCCUAAAGAGAACGAGAUUUUGAGGGAGUAG
Messenger RNA from Rosa chinensis, 1767 nucleotides. RefSeq lists its product as uncharacterized. Bases 1 to 1767 code for a protein of 588 amino acids. The record is from RefSeq and is a predicted model, not a curated record. The transcript has 3 exons. NCBI's taxonomy places the organism in Eukaryota, Viridiplantae, Streptophyta, Magnoliopsida, Rosales, Rosaceae. Gene Ontology annotation, molecular function: zinc ion binding; nucleic acid binding.